GUUCCCACCACAUUCCCAUUGGACUCUGCCAUGGGCCCUCCCCAGCUCAGUCUCAGGAUGCUGGUAUAACACCAGGUGGCUGCCAUCCAGAGGAGCUGUGGUGGGACAUCCCUGCCCACUGGGACACCCUCCUGCUCCCCACUCUGGGCAGAAGCCAUGGAUGCCCACGUGGACCUGCUGACCGAGCUGCAGCUGCUGGACAAGGUGCCCACGCUGGAGAGGCUGCGGGCAGCCCAGAAAAGGAGGGCUCAGCAGCUGAAGAAAUGGGCCCAGUAUGAGAAGGAGAUGCAGCACAAGAAGAGGAAGCAUGAAAAGAAGAGAAAUGCCGUGAACAGAAAGAAAGUGUCUUUUGAAGCCAGCGUUGCUCUGCUGGAGGCUUCUCUGAGGAAUGACGUGGAGGAAGUGUGUUACCUGCUGAAGAGCAACAUCAGCCCCGACCUGUGCAAUGAGGAUGGAUUGACUGCGCUGCAUCAGUGCUGCAUAGACAACUAUGAGGACAUAGUCAAGCUCCUCCUCAACCAUGGGGCCAAUGUCAAUGCCAAGGACAAUGAGCUGUGGACUCCUCUGCAUGCAGCAGCCACGUGUGGUCACAUCAACCUGGUGAAGAUCCUCAUCCAGCAUGGAGCAGACCUGUUGGCAGUCAAUGCAGAUGGCAACAUGCCAUAUGACCUCUGUGAAGAUGAGCCAACCCUGGAUGUCAUUGAGACUUGCAUGGCCUAUCAAGGGAUUACCCAGGAAAGGAUCAAUGAGAUGCGAGCUGCUCCAGAGCAGGUCAUGAUCUGUGACAUUCAUGACAUACUUGCAACUGGACAAGACCUGAACAGGACUGAUGCCCAAGGUGCUACGCUGCUGCAUAUAGCUGCAGCCAAUGGUUAUCUGCAUGCAGCUGAAGUGCUUCUUGACCAGGGGGCAAGCCUGGAUGUUAAGGACUGGGAUGGCUGGGAACCUCUGCAUGCUGCUGCUUUCUGGGGACAGAUGCAGAUGGCUGAAUUGCUUGUGUCCCAUGGGGCUAGUUUGAGUGCCAGGACAUCUUUGGAUGAAAUGCCAAUAGAUCUGUGUGAAGAGGAGGAAUUCAAAGUGCUGCUUCUGGAGCUGAAACACAAACACGAUGUGAUCAUGAAGUCUCAGAUGAGGCACAAAUCCUCCCUGAGCCGCAGGACCUCCAGCACGGGCAGCCGGGGGAAGGUGGUGAGGAGGGCCAGCCUUUCGGACAGGACAAACCUUUACAGGAAGGAGUGCGAGAAGGAGGCCAUGGUGUGGCAGCAGCUGGGGGCAGCAGAAGAAGGGAGAAACUCGGGUCUCAUUGGAGAAAUUGGGGACACUCGGUCUGAACAGGAGAAUACAGACCCUAAUUCAGUGCUGGAGAACUCCUCCCUCCUCCCGGAGCUAGCGAACAAAAGCACCCAGUGUGACACCGAGAUCCCUCUGCAGAACGGACUGAUGGCAUCUGCCAGCCCUUACCAGUACAGCUUUUCCAACGGGGACGUUUGGAGCAUGCACGCUGACCCUGACAGUAACCCCGGGCACGUUCUGCCCUACAGCAGCCCCGGGCUGCCCGAGGCCCCGCAGUUCUGGGGCACCUACAAGGAGCACAGCCACCAAACGCUGUCGGAACUGAAGCGGCAGCGAGCUGCAGCCAAACUGCUGCAGCACCCCUUCCUCAGCACCCACUUCAGCACUGGCAUGGCAGGGGUUGCUGAGAACGUGGGCGAGGCCAAGUCACACUUAAUCGAAUCCAGGACUUCUCCCUACAGCUCCAAUGGGACCUCAGUGUAUUACACAGUGUCCAGUGGUGAUCCACCCCUCUUGAAAUUCAAAGCUCCCAUGGAGGAAAUGGAAGAGAAGGUGCACGGGUGCUGCAGGAUUUCCUAGUCUGGUCUGUGUCUCACCCCAGAGGACACAAGACGUGGGUGGGCUGGUUGGAUCUAUCACAGUGGCCAGGUUGUUUGCAUUCCAAAGGGAGAAUUUGGUUAUGGACAUCCUGACUGUGGCAGCCUUGUUCAUCUCGAACUGUACUUUACCCUGCCAAUUACUUCCAUUGCAGCUGGAUGAGUAAUGCAGGUGGAGCAAGGCUCUUAGGAGAGGAAGGGAUGCACAUCAACAUGAUGUCCAAAGAGUCUCCUUAGUCUUGCUCCCUGGGGAAGAAGGUAUGGUGUGCUGCCUCCCCAUCCUUGGGAAGUCGUGAGAUGCCUUGGAACAAAGAAAGGAUCUGAAUUCAAAUCUUUGUGUCUGAUCCUCUUGCUGUAAGUCACCGAGCAGCUGGAAGGUGACAGUUCAGACCUGUGUUUUCACUCCUAGGUGAUGCACACAUCCUGGAGGGGAGGUCAGCCCCCACAGGAGGUUUGCAGGAGUGGACAGAGUUAUUUUCCACACGGCUGGAUCCAGCGCUUCCUGGGCUGGAGCAACAAGCAAGCACAGAUGCUGCACUUAAGAAGUUUGCAAGGUGUUACCUCCUUGCAGUGACAGCUCACCAUCACAAACUGUGCACUGGCUGGGUCCUGUUCUGCUCGUGUCACCUCGUUGCUGCAGACUGCCAUCAGGUUUGAAGCAGAACUUUUCCUGGAACAGACUUCACUCAACAGGCUUUAAAACUGAUGUUGCAAUAAAGGGGCCCUGGCAAUAGAAUUUUACUGCAAUAAAAUACUGACAAAGGUCUAUAUUGGGAUAAGUAAUUUAAAAAACUUAUUUGUACUAUUUAGACUCCUAAUUUGUUAAAACUGAAAAGACUUUUGUUGAUCUCA
Molecule: messenger RNA, 2741 nt
Organism: Sturnus vulgaris (Common starling)
Lineage: Eukaryota; Metazoa; Chordata; Aves; Passeriformes; Sturnidae
Gene: PPP1R16B
Product: protein phosphatase 1 regulatory subunit 16B
Biological process (GO): establishment of endothelial barrier; regulation of sprouting angiogenesis
Cellular component (GO): cytoplasm
Molecular function (GO): protein binding; enzyme inhibitor activity; myosin phosphatase regulator activity
Source: RefSeq, a predicted model, not a curated record